Molecule: messenger RNA, 2605 nt
Organism: Mya arenaria
Lineage: Eukaryota; Metazoa; Mollusca; Bivalvia; Myida; Myidae
Exons: 1
Coding region: 276-2429 (717 amino acids)
Source: RefSeq, a predicted model, not a curated record
AAUGUUAUCAUUCACUGUCUAUGAUCAUGUGAUUUUAGCGAUCAAAUAAAACAAAAGGCACCAAUGAAGAAAAGAAAAAGGAUUUACGUUUAUUUUUGUCAUGCGUGAACUAACAUAUUGAUUACAAACUGGAUUUUCUGAAAAUAACAUAGAAUAAUUAUAGAAACAUGUCAGAGAUUCAUACCAAGUGAAUCAAUAUUACUUCCUGAUUGAGUUUUUAUUUCAAUCGUUCGCGGAAAUAUACAGGUCGUUUCGAUUUUGUUCUCUACUUCAAAAUGUGGAACAUUUCUAACACAAAGACCUGGAAAAGACCACUAUCACAAAGACUGUGUUCAGUUUUAUGUGAAAUUGGGGUGAAUAAGAGAAUGAUACAAAAACGUAGACAAACUUUUCUCCUUCGAGAGACUCUAUACACCAUCGAUGACAACACGGACGGCAAAUCUUCUCCAAAAGGUGCAAGCAAAGUGUACGUGUUUGGAAGUCAAAGUGAAGGCACGACGACGCCGGACAUGCGGUCUGACGUAGAUACGAUGUCAGUAGCUAUCAACAUUCCAGUGGUCAUGUCUCAGACCGAAUGUGCUGACUCGAAACAAAGAUAUUUAUUCACACUUGAUCAAGAUUCCCCACCACAGCAUUGUAGGUUACAACCUAUUGGGUCAGAUACCGAAGCUGACGAGCUUCAUAUAGUUCGUGAAAUAGGUCCAAACGAUAGGCGGUUUAUUUCAAACAAAAUAUUCGAGAAACAGUUGAGGAAACGAAUCUACGGAAGUGAGAAAUGGGAAAGACACGGCCCGUCUAUCACGCCACAUCCUCGAUACGACUGUGUCCACGCCUUUCCCUGCGCUACCAUUCCCGAAGACUGUGUAACAUGGCUAUGUCGUCCUCGACCUGGACAUUGGCCUCUUAGAUGGACGCGUGAAAGGGCGAGGAAGAGUGGAAUAUUUCUGCUCACAUCUGGGCACCCGGAGAGUUACUUCCCUGAGGUGGAGUGGAGGUAUUCAACGUCACUUGUUGAGAGAUAUCUCAUGUUUGAUUGUAACACAAUCCAACUGAGAGCCUUUCUGGUACUGAAGAUGAUGAGAAAAACAUUCUUUAAACCAGUCUUGGGUGACAGACUAAGUACGUUUCAUUUUAAAACAGCGCUUUUCUUCACCAUAGAGACAUAUCCACCCGAAGUUUGGAAGGAACACCGAUUGGUUGAAUGUUUGGAAUGUUGCCUGACAACUUUACUUCGCUGGUUGCAAAAGGGGUAUUGUCCACAUUACACGAUUGCAGGAGUUGAUCUCUUUGUAGGGAAAAUUCAUAAACAAGAAAUGAAACAGCUAAUACAAAUCAUAGAAAACAUUCUUAGCAACAAUCUGCAAUGCCUCACCAGCAUCAGAUUUGACAAUGUAGGCCUCCGACUGGCUAACAAAAUGAGCAUCCUGCCGACACAAUACAAGCAUGUCCACGUGCCAUUCAAGUCCCAGGAAAAUUGCAUGCGUGCCGUUUCAGACGAAAUAUUUGAUGAAAUGGCAUUUUCUCUAUACUCGAGCUUGUUCGUAUUUAUAGCUGGCGUCAUGAAACUGCCUUACCACGGAACUGUACAAGCAGUAUUCAAGAAAAUUCAAAAGUUAGAUUGGUUUCGCAACUCUGGAAACGAGAUUCAACGAAAGGCAGCCGAAAUGUUCUUGCCCCACUUCUGCUCUUUGCUAGCCUCUUUAACUGCAUCAUUUUGUUGUUGCUUUGCGGUCGAUUUACAGCCGCUUACACUCCUGAUGUACAUGAUAGCAGAACAUGGAGACGUAGCCGCCGCAAAACUUAAGUUUGCGUCAAUGUUGUACCAAAGAAAAGACUAUCAACUGGCUUCAUGCGUCCUCAUAUCUGUGUCAAUGAACAUGGGUAAACACGUUUGGUUGGCAUGCAAAGAACACAGACGAACAACUAAAGCGAAGAGCAAAGAUUGCAAUACCCUGCUUCUGAGCAAAGAUCUUAACUACUCUAUGCGGCAUGCACAAGCGAAAUGUGUGGAGUUUAUGCGACAUGAGAUUCAUUGCGUCCCCAAACACUUUGCAUAUGAAAUGUAUAGAGCUGCCAGUCGAGAGGAGAUUGAAAUGAGGGAGCCAUUGGUUGAUGAUUGGAUGGACAUGGCUGUGGUCGACUCUUUGCCAUAUUUGUAUUACUUACAGUAUCUUACUUUCAAGAAAUUGAAUGUUUCAACAAGAGUAGACCAGGCCAGAUCAAAGCUGAUAAACUAUGUGGCACAAUAUAAUGGCUACGGACAUCUAGAAACUGCUCUGAACCUUUUGGGACAUUUUUUCGAAAUGGAAAAUAAUCACUGGCUUGCUUAUGUCAUGUACUGCAAAUCGCUCCAGGCACAGCGAAAAAAUAAUGCUGCAAACUGGCAUAUUAUGCGACUCAUCUAUUCAAGAACACUUAAACAUAUUUGACAUGUGUAACUGAUAGUCUGUUCCAUGUGCAAUCUGUCUCUGCUGUUUUGUGACAUCGUGUGCCACUCGUUUAGUCUCAGUUGUAGUCGUUAUUUUUACCACAGUUUGUUUCUGUAGUUUCCAUUGUAUUAUUGAAAGUCUGAUUCAAGUAAGUAAAUAUGUAAAUAAAUAGCGAA